AUGUUGAUCCUUGGUAAUCUAUAUGACGGGGUUCCUGGUAAGCUGUGUGCUGGUGGUUCCAGUCCCACGCCCACUCGACCCACGCCCACUUCUCCCACGCCCACUCGUCCCACGCCCACUCCUCCCACGCCCACUCCUCCCACGCCCACUCCUCCCACGCCCACUCGUCCCACGCCCACUCCUCCCACGCCCACUCGUCCCACGCCCACUCCUCCCACGCCCACUCCUCCCACGCCCACUAGACCCACGGCCACUCCGCCCACGCCCAGCGAGAGUAACGCUCUCGGCUUGAACGCCCCGAACAACGGUAGUAACGCUCUCGGCUUGAACGCCCCGAACAACGGUAGUAACGCUCUCGGCUUGAACGCCCCGAACAACGGUAGUAACGCUCUCGGCUUGAACGCCCCGAACAACGGUAGUAACGCUCUCGGCUUGAACGCCCCGAACAACGGUAGUAACGCUCUCGGCUUGAACGCCCCGAACAACGGUAGUAACGCUCUCGGCUUGAACGCCCCGAACAACGGUAGUAACGCUCUCGGCUUGAACGCCCCGAACAACGGUAGUAACGCUCUCGGCUGGAACGCCCCGAACAACGGUAGUAACGCUCUCGGCUGGAACGCCCCGAACAACGGUAGUAACGCUCUCGGCUUGAACGCCCCGAACAACGGUAGUAACGCUCUCGGCUUGAACGCCCCGAACAACGGUAGUAACGCUCUCGGCUUGAACGCCCCGAACAACGGUAGUAACGCUCUCGGCUUGAACGCCCCGAACAACGGUAGUAACGCUCUCGGCUUGAACGCCCCGAACAACGGUAGUAACGCUCUCGGCUUGAACGCCCCGAACAACGGUAGUAACGCUCUCGGCUUGAACGCCCCGAACAACGGUAGUAACGCUCUCGGCUUGAACGCCCCGAACAACGGUAGUAACGCUCUCGGCUGGAACGCCCCGAACAACGGUAGUAACGCUCUCGGCUGGAACGCCCCGAACAACGGUAGUAACGCUCUCGACUUGAACGCCCCGAACAACGGUAGUAACGCUCUCGGCUUGAACGCCCCGAACAACGGUAGUAACGCUCUCGGCUUGAACGCCCCGAACAACGGUAGUAACGCUCUCGGCUUGAACGCCCCGAACAACGGUAGUAACGCUCUCGGCUUGAACGCCCCGAACAACGGUAGUAACGCUCUCGGCUUGAACGCCCCGAACAACGGUAGUAACGCUCUCGGCUUGAACGCCCCGAACAACGGUAGUAACGCUCUCGGCUGGAACGCCCCGAACAACGGUAGUAACGCUCUCGGCUGGAACGCCCCGAACAACGGUAGUAACGCUCUCGGCUUGAACGCCCCGAACAACGGUAGUAACGCUCUCGGCUGGAACGCCCCGAACAACGGUAGUAACGCUCUCGGCUGGAACGCCCCGAACAACGGUAGUAACGCUCUCGGCUUGAACGCCCCGAACAACGGUAGUAACGCUCUCGGCUUGAACGCCCCGAACAACGGUAGUAACGCUCUCGGCUGGAACGCCCCGAACAACGGUAGUAACGCUCUCGGCUUGAACGCCCCGAACAACGGUAGUAACGCUCUCGGCUUGAACGCCUUGCCACUCUCCACCUCUAUCCUCGAUAUUGAUCAAAUACCAACGAAGAUUUAUUGUAUUUUUUAA
Messenger RNA from Procambarus clarkii (red swamp crayfish), 1659 nucleotides. RefSeq lists its product as uncharacterized. Lineage: Eukaryota; Metazoa; Arthropoda; Malacostraca; Decapoda; Cambaridae. The record is from RefSeq and is a predicted model, not a curated record.